AUAAGUGUCAGAAUUACGUCGCCACAUUUGCAUAUUGGGAAUCGGACUGAAGACUGCGGCCAUUUCGGGUGCUAUUUUGGCCCAAUAUCCCCUCAGUUUCCCCUCCCUGGUGCCGUCUCCGGCCAUGGAGGAGACGAAAAUCAUUUACCACAUCGAUGACGAGGACACACCGUACCUAGUGAAGCUCCCAAUCCCGGCCGAUCGCGUCACACUGGGCGACUUCAAAAAUGUCCUCAACCGGCCCAACUAUAAGUUCUUCUUCAAGUCUAUGGACGAUGAUUUCGGGGUUGUUAAAGAAGAAAUAACAGACGAGACCACGCGACUACCCUGCUUCAAUGGACGUGUUGUGUCUUGGUUGGUUCCAGCAGAAGGCACCCUCUCUGACACCUCGUCACAAUGCACCGACCCUCAGACAGACAUGCCGCCGGCCCUGGAGAGAACAGGGGGCAUCGGAGACUCCAGGCCACCCUCCUUCCAUGCAAACGCAGCAGAAAGCAGGGACAACCUAGACAGAGACACAGAAUCUGAAUCAGUCCUCUCACAUAGAAGAGGUACGUUGGAUCGUCACCGGAGAAGGGACAGACAUCAUGAUGAUGUAACAAGAAUCAACGGUCACAGCAAGCACGACCGCCACCGCAGCGGCCAUGGCUACGAGAGCUCGUCGACGUUGAUGAGCAGCGACAUCGAUACGACCAGUUACUUCGAUUCCACAGACGAUGAUAGCAGAUUUAGCAGCACGACAGAGUGUACCACGUCAUCGAGAUUGAUGCGAGGCACCAAGCAUAGACGGAGGAGAAGGCGACCGCGUAUGCCACGAGUUGCACGGAACGGAGCGCAGGACGUGGAUCUAGCCGAGUCUUCCUCCUUCAGCAGUAUAACAGAUUCCACAAUGUCGUUAAAUAUUAUCACAGUAACUUUAAAUAUGGAUAAUGUAAAUUUCCUGGGUAUCAGUAUAGUGGGAGAUGGCAAGGACGGCGGAAUUUAUGUCGGCUCGGUCAUGAAGGGAGGAGCUGUUGCAUUAGAUGGGCGGAUCGAGCCAGGAGACAUGCUUCUUCAGGUCAACGACGUCAACUUUGAAAACAUGAGCAACGACGACGCUGUCAGGGUAUUACGCGAGAUUGUACAUAAACCAGGUCCUAUCAAACUAGUGGUUGCCAAAUGUUGGAAUCCUGAACCAAGAGGAUACUUCACAAUACCGAGAUCAGCGGAACCCAUAAGGCCGAUAGACCCUGCUGCAUGGGUGUCUCAUACGGCUGCUAUGAGGCAAGACUACCCGGGUGGGCGUCCUGCCAUCAGUCCCUCCAUGAGCACGAUGACAUCAACAUCAUCCUCCAUCACCUCUUCCAUCCCGGAGUCGGAAAGGUACGAUGAGAUGCCGCUGACCAUCAACACGGACAUGUCCACCAUCGUCAAGGUCAUGGCCUCGCCAGACUCAGGACUGGACAUCCGGGACAGAAUGUGGCUGAAAAUAACCAUACCAAACGCCUUCAUAGGUUCAGAUGUAGUAGACUGGUUACACACACAUGUGGAAGGGUUCAAUGAUCGGAGAGAGGCCAGGAGAUAUGCCUCUCAGAUGCUGAAGGCAGGCUACAUCAGGCACACCGUCAACAAAAUCACCUUCUCAGAGCAGUGCUACUACAUCUUCGGUGACCUCUCGCAGGUCAACAGGGACAUGGCCAACUUGUCACUAGAGGACCGGGAAGGAAGCAGUGAAACUGACCAGGACACUCUGGCUCCCCUUCCCGGGGCACCCUGGGCGUUGGUCGGUCCCCACAUGCCCAUCCCUGGCAGCCACCUGCCUUACACAGGUGUCUACCAGCCCAAAACUGCGGGGUACGCAGUCCCGCCCGGGCCGUACUCCAUCGACGCACCUCCGUACGCUCCAAACUACAGGGAAGGAACGACAAGCCAGCAUAGCGGCAGUCCCGAGGAGCAGUGUUGUAAGAGACCCACUCCCACCUUCGUUACCUUCAAACCUAAUGAUGAAGCAGCGGAUCCAACCGAAGUGGAAAGAGAAGCACAAAAGGAGACGGAGGCAACAAGUCAGGCGGAAGUGGAAGUGAAUCCGACAGCACCAGCAAGCGAAGUCGAGCCCCCAGCGAAAGAAGCCUCCCCCCUCUCCCCCCGCUCCCCCCUCCCCCUCCCUCCAAAACCUGGCCAGCUAGCGGCCAUGCCGGCAGACCUCAGCGGCAGUAGACAGUCCUUCCGCAUGGCCAUGGGCAACCCGUGUGAAUUCUUCGUGGACGUCAUGUGAAACCAGACUGGACGUUUUGUAUGGUAGAGAAUCUUUGACAAGGACCUGGUAGUCUUUCUUACAAAAAGGCUGUGAGUCCUGAUUUUUCUGUUGACAAAAGAACAAGUUUUAAAAUUUUGAGAAACAAUAUGCACCCGCUGUAAUACUUUUUUGCGACUACUUCUUCAUGAAAGCCAGCAAAAUGGCUGUUUUACUCCAUAUUCUACAAUAUCUUACCGUCCAGUGUGCAGUUAACCUUCUCUCUGCUGUAGUAACCUUUUGGUACCAAACUUGUACUGGAGUUUGGGUGUCUCAGCAGGUAGAAGGUUAAACAGGGUUUCUUAUUCACCAUUGCCAAGAAGAAAGUGCUUUGUUGUCAGCAGGGAGGUACCAAGACUUCUUAAUACACAGAACUUAUAGGAACAAGAAUGACUGGGGAGUUGUAGACAUAUUCUUGAUGUCAAGAAUGGAGAAAGCGGAGGAGUGAUUUGCCGUAGGUUCUAUGCACUACUCAGUGUGCCCUACAACUUACAAGAAAAGGACUUUGCCACUAGCCUCUACCUAAACAGUGCUUGCAAGACGUCCAGUGCUUAUUGUACAAAGGAAAUCCUUUUUGCAAAAAAAAAAUCAUGUAAUUAAGAGAAAUUUUUGUAUUGAUAUCUAUGUAGUGGCAGUUUGUGAAGUUGAGCACUUUUGAGCUCAGAGUUAAAAUGUUGUUGGGCUUGAAAGAAGUGCACAACAGCAAUGUAGAGCAGUGAAGUUAGGAGCGCAUUCAGCAACACCAUUCACCUUUGUACCAAGAGAUUAAUAUUUAUGUAACUAGCUAGUAUAUCUCUCUCAAACCAGCCAAUUUAUUUGUUAUUGAUGAUUUUAGGAAUACAGAGGAGUUUGUAUGGUUUUGUUUUAACCAUGAAUGCCAGCUACACACUGCUCUGUUCAGAAACUUUUGAUUUUUGUAAAGUUUUGCCAAUAUUUGUCAUGCUAAGAUGUAGCACUAGACAUUUUACAUUUACAGAGAUGCUGACAAUUUAAGAUCUUAACAAAUUUAGUGUCAACAUUUGAGCUACCAAAAUAUCAGUAUUGGCUCCUAAGUGUGAAAUGACCAGUGCUAUAUGUAGGGGAUGAUACAACUGCUUCUUCUCUGUGGCAUCCUUUGGCAAAACGGCACCACCUCGAUUCUGUUGUAUUAACUCUUAGCAUUCUACAUUCACCUCGAAAAGAUAAAAUGCCGGUAAGUUAGAGUGCUAAGAGUUAAGGGUGGUGUUCUAUCAUUUCUCUCAGAGCCUUUUUGUAAGCAGGCAUGCAAUACCAGUAGUAAACUGUUGUAAUAUUGUAGAAGACAAGCCCGGUUGUUUCGGGAGUGGGUAUGUUUGACGUGUACAUGACGUGCCCACACUAUCACUGUCGACAUGUAACGGUCAGACAGUGUUUUACCAGUGGAGGAUCCCCAAUGUUAGUGCCAACAUUUUUUUUUGUGUAACAAAUGUUUCUGUCUGGUUCCUGUACAUGUAUAUGUGGUCGACAUAAUUCUCUUUUGGUACCUUUGUAUCUUCUCUUGCCGCCAAGAGAAAGCCACAUUUGAAGCCUAUGUUUAUACCUGUACAGUUUGUGCCUAUGAUUUGUUGGUAGUGUAUGGUAGCACGGCCACUGUUUCUCAACAAUACAUGCCUCAGCGUAUGUCAGGGAGACUAGUUCUCCCAAUUUACUGUAUUAUUGAUUCCAAUAUGUCUUGUUUUUGUCAAGAGUUGUUUUAGCAAUUGUAUGUAUAAUGCACUUCAGAUUUGCACUCAUUUAGAUUCUGUAACUGUUAUUAGUAUAUUUUGACUUCAUUUGUAGUAUUAUUUCUGGAAAGUCUCCUUUGUAGAUGAAAAGUGAAUGUCAGUACAAACAUGUAGUUAUUUCGUCAAACCCAUUUUUUGCAGGACAGGCCCUCCUUCAAGGGUAGUGUUUUCUGGGUUUUUGUUUUGCCUUGCCCUCCCCAUACCAUUAUCACAGUCUCAAUGAAAAGUUGAGGUAAAGUAGUAGCACAAGUAAUGAAACUGUCUUCUUAGGACAUUUCGUUGCUCUAGACCUUACACAACUUUCUUACAAGACAUGUAAGACUAUUCUUCCUGAAGUUCAAGACAUGUUCAUACUUCCUUGUAGAUUAUGUACAGAACAACUUAACAAGCCUGUAACUUUAAAACAAAUCACACAUUUGUAAUUGCUGUUCUUACUGCCACUUUAUUUCACUCUUUGACUUCAGUGGACAAAUAGUCUGCAACCUUUGUUAGAGGUAAAGCAUUUGUACACCCAGCCUAGCAAUGUAAUGGGGGAGGGGGGGAGUGGACUCCAACCAUAUCUGCCUUAUGCCUUUCCAAUGCUGUGAGGCCUUUAUUAAUACAAUAAAAGGAAAA
Molecule: messenger RNA, 4629 nt
Organism: Branchiostoma belcheri (Belcher's lancelet)
Lineage: Eukaryota; Metazoa; Chordata; Leptocardii; Amphioxiformes; Branchiostomatidae
Product: segment polarity protein dishevelled homolog DVL-3-like
Exons: 19
Coding region: 125-2254 (709 amino acids)
Biological process (GO): canonical Wnt signaling pathway; intracellular signal transduction
Cellular component (GO): cytosol
Molecular function (GO): frizzled binding
Source: RefSeq, a predicted model, not a curated record